AGGAAGCGAAACAUGCUUAGAACUUAACUGCUGGACUUAGAGCCAUGGAGUUGCUUCGCUAGUGCGGGUCCAGAAACUAACUACGGUUUAAUAAACUCCUUCAGGUUUCAGUUACUUAAAGCGUUAUUAUCACUUCAUCUCGAUGACGGAUUAUUUAAGGACCUGCUAGUAAAUGAACUAGUGGAUUACAUCUCUUGGCUAACGGUGGGGCGACCUGAACCGUAUAAAAGCAGUGCAACAUUUAUCUGUCAGUGAUGAGCCUCAUGACUUGAAUCAUCCACACAGUUUUGAGGUGGACUUGAGGAGAAACACUGGAACAGGUGGGGGAGUUUCUUCUGUAAGAAGUGUGAAACAUGCCCUUGCCGUUUGGCUUUAAGCUCAAAAGGACUAGAAGGUAUACAGUUUCGAGCAAGAGUUGCCUCGUCACUCGGAUCCAGCUCCUCAAUGGAGAGUUUGUGGAGUUUACUCUGUCUGUGGAGAGCACUGGGCAGGAAUGUUUGGAGGCAGUAGCCCAGCGACUCGAGUUAAGAGAGAUUACAUACUUCAGUCUGUGGUACUUCAAUAAGCAGAACCAGCAGAGAUGGGUGGACCUGGAGAAGGUGCUAAAGAAACAGCUGGACAAGCACGGCCAGGAGCCCACUGUUUACUUUGGAGUGUUGUUUUACAUACCCAGUGUCAACCAGCUGCAGCAGGAAAUAACAAGAUAUCAGUAUUACCUACAGCUGAAGAAAGAUGUUCUGGAGGGCAAAAUCUCAUGCUCGCUGGACCAAGCUAUACGUUUAGCUAGCUUAGCUGUGCAAGCUGACUUUGGAGAUUUCAAUCGCUAUGAUUCCCAGGAUUUUCUACAGAAGUUUGCACUGUUCCCCAUUGACUGGAUUCAGGAUGAGCGGGUGCUGGAGGAGGCCACGCAGAAAGUGGCUCUCCGAUAUCAGUCGCUAAGAGGUUUGCCAGCAUCGGAUGCAGAGAUGUUGUACAUGCAGGAGGUGGAGAAAAUGGAAGGUUACGGCCAGGAGAGCUAUCAAGCAAAAGACAGCACAGGCACAGAUGCUACUCUGGGAUCCUGCCUUGAUGGGAUUGUUGUUAAAUAUAAGAAUGGACGUCCUCCUCUGUUGUUCAGGUGGGAUGAAAUCAACAACAUGACUCACAACAGGUCCUUCUUUGCCCUGGAGCUGACCAACAGGGAGGAGAGUGUUCAGUAUCAGACCGAAGACAUGGAGACCUCUAAAUACGUGUGUCGCAUGUGUCUCGCCAGACUCAAGUUUUAUAAGAUCAACAAGAGCAGCCUAGAGGAGUGUGUCCCCCUGCCUUCUGAGGGCUCCCAGAAGUCCCUUCUCACUCUGUCCUUUCCUCGUUUCCCAAUGCUCUCUCGCACCUCUCUGCCUUCAGAUAAGGGCCAAGCCCAACAUGCAGCCGUCAACCCGGUCAGACGGAGGUCUUCUACCAGAAUGCCUCCGCCAAAGCCUCAGGCCUACAUGAUGCCUGCGUCACAGAUGCACUACAACGGUCAUUUCACCGACUACACAUCAUCUCAAGACAACCUGUACAUGAACACUCAGAACGGGUUCUACUACCACUCUCAGACCAGUCUGGACCGCUUUCCUAUGGAAUACGGCAGCGGAGGGCGUUUGCGUAACGGCAGUGUGUACAGCGCCCACAGUACGAGCUCCCUGACCAAUCCCCAGCACUACCUUCAGCCAUCACCCAUGUCCUCCAACCCGUCCAUCACCAGUGACAUUACCAGGCCGGAUUUUGUUCCCUCCCACCGUCACAGCGCUCUCAUCCCACCCUCCUAUCGCGCCACUCCAGAUUACGAGACAGUGAUGCGGCAGAAGAACCGAGGUGCAGGCGGAGGAAUGGUUUUGUCUCAGGAGCAUCGGCAGAGUCUCUCCAUGAGGAACUUGCAUAUCGGAAACUCGUAUGCCUACAGUAGACCAGACCCUCUAGUUUACAGCCAGCCAGAGAUCCGGAUAGAACAUGGUGGAACGUCCCAUCACCACCAGUAUCCCUUCCAUCUGGGCUCCAGCUUCCACAGUCCUUCUCCAUACCCCUAUCCUGUGGAGAGGAGGCCCGUUGUGGGAGCUGUGAGUGUCCCGGAGCUCACCAAUGUCCAGUUACAACACGCACAAGAGUAUCCUGCCACCAACAUCAUGAGAACACAAGUCUACAGACCCCCCCCACCCUACCCGUUCGCCCACCCUCGCCCUGCCAACAGCACACCUGACCUUUCUCGUCACCUGUACGUCAGCAGCAGCAAUCCAGACCUGAUCAUCACCAGGCGUGUCCAUCACUCAGUCCAAACCUUUCAGGAGGACAGCCUGCCGGUAGCACACUCGUUACAAGAGGUCUCAGAGCCGCUCUUCAGUGGACUGCCACACCGACAGCUGCACCACGCUCAGAAACGCAACUCCAUCGAGAUCGCUGGUUUGGCUCACAGCCUGGAGGGGAUGAGGCUCCAAGAGCGAGCCAUGUCCUCCUCUGCAGCAGAGGCGACCGCCCCGUCGGCGGAGGUGCACGCCGGUCACUCUCAGGAGUCCCAGCUCAACGUGUUCCUGGAACGAAUAAAGACAGAAGAGAGGGGGGACGUGAAAGAGGACGUGCAGUACGGCCACAAGAAGUCUCUGUCCGAUGCUACGAUGCUCGUUCACAGCAGCGGAGAAGAGGAAGAGUUUGAGGAUGAAAAUGGACGUCACACUCCACUUUCACUGGAGGCCGUCUCAGGUGUGAUUCCUGAGCAGCCGCCACAGCAGCACCGCAGUCUGACGUCCCUCUGUUCUCUAACUGCACAGCAGCAGACUCCAGCCGAACCUCCUCCUGCUUACCCCAUCGGGUCUGCCCUGGACCCCUCUAUCAGCAGCUCGUUGGUCUACAAAGUCCACCCUCUGAUCCAUAAAGGCGAGCCUCUUUACCUGCUGUCAGAAAUGCGGCAGCCUGAGAUCAUGCCAUCGGUGUCGGAGGGAGAUGUCAGCGAGCAGGUCAGCGAAAAGCCCAAGAAAGACGUGAAGAAAAGGCCGGAUGGGUCAGAGAUUCCUCCUGGAAGGAAAACAGCCGAGGGUUUACCUCCCCCGGGGAUGAAGAAAGGAUCCAGGUCAGAGGUGAGGAAGAUGGGCCCUCUGAAGGUGGCCCGCCUCAAUGGCCUGUCAGUGUCCAGGAAGUCGGCGCACGAGGAGAUCAAGGACGAGCCGGAGCAGUCGUCGAACGAUGAGAAGUGUCGGCUGCUGGAGGAGCACUUGGAAAGAGGCGAGCUGUUCAAGGAGUUUGAGAGCAUCCCGAAGCGCCGUCUGGGAUCGGAGUGCAACGUAGCUGGAAAUCCAGAAAAUGUCGAGAAGAACCGCUUCCUGGACGUCCUGCCCUAUGACAACACCAGAGUGGAGCUGGUUCCCACUAAAGAGAACAACACGGGCUACAUCAAUGCCUCUCACAUCAAAGUGAGAGUAGACGGACAGGAAUGGAGCUACAUCGCUGCUCAGGGUCCCAUGUCUCACACAUGUCAGGACUUCUGGCAGAUGGUGUGGGAGCAGAGUGUUUCCAUCAUCGCCAUGGUUACUGCUGAAGAGGAGAGCGGUCGAGAGAAGAGCUACCGUUAUUGGCCCCGGCUCGGCUCGCGACACAACACGGUGACCUAUGGCCGCUUUAAGAUCACCACGCGGUUCCGCACGGACUCUGGCUGCUACGCCACCACGGGGCUAAAGAUCAAACACCUUUUAACGGGACAGGAGAGGACCGUCUGGCACCUGCAGUACACGGACUGGCCCGACCACGGAUGUCCCGAGGACUUUAAAGGAUUCCUAUCGUACCUGGAGGAGAUCCAGUCUGUGAGGAGACACACGAACAGCACCAGCGACCCAAAGAACAUCAACCAGCCCGUGGUGGUCCACUGCAGUGCCGGAGUGGGUCGAUCCGGUGUCGUCAUCCUGUCUGAGCUCAUGAUCGCUUGUCAGGAGCACAACGAGUCGAUGGACGUCUCGAGGAUCCUGAGGGAGCUACGUGAUCAGAGGAUGUUGAUGGUCCAGACGCUGUCUCAGUACACCUUCGUCUACAAGGUCCUGAUCGAGUACCUCCGUAACUCCAGGCUGAUCUGAUCACAGGAGCUUUUAGUGUGAUGAAUAAUUUAAAAAUGGAUUUAACAUUGAUGCCAAAGGACACCGCAGAAAUGCAGCUUCUCACAUCUGUUAAGAGACUCCGGGCCCGGGUGUUGAGUAGAAAGGGUCAGAUGGAAUGGAGAAGACGUGAGACUGUGACCUGCCUCUAAACAGUAUUAUCAGAAAUCCCAGCACUUUCUCAUAACCACCAAUAUUCCUCUUCAUUAAACGGAGGCUUUAUUACAGCUGUGGUUCGUUUUUAAGAGUUAUCCCAGUGUGUUUGGAUGCAUUUAUUCCCACAUCAGUUCAUUCAUGUUCCUCUGCUGUUUAAAAAAUCCACUCUGCUGCACAUUUGGAAUCUUUGGAAAACACUGGAAUUGUGGGAAUCUUUAUGAAGAGCUGCAUUCAUUUGGGAAACAGUUAAAAUAUCUUAUUUUAUUUAAAAAUUCUACUGGAAACGUUACCUUUUUCAGAGUUAAACCGGAGCAGAAUCAGUUUAUAUUUAUUGAUGUGAGCCUCGUUCUUGAAGGAGUCAGUUGGAAGAAGGGAGGAAAAAGAGCUUUUAAACAAACGUGGAGAAAAUUGUGUGUGUGUGCGUGUGUGUGUGCGCGGUGGGAUUUGGCUGCCUUGUGACCUGGUGGUGCUCUGAGGGUCAAGCAUGAGACCGUCUCCUCGACCCUGAACUGUGAUCGAGCAGAUUCCGAUCACGUGGAAAUCCGAAUUUAAACUGCACAGAAACAAUGUUUACAUAUUAUUGAAGUUGCUUUUAAACAAAUAUGAAGUCUUGUGAUAAAGGUGCCAUCUUAAUCAGGUGCCCUGGUUGCUGUUGACAAGUUUUUCCAGAAACACUUGUGAUUAGAUCAUAGUGAAUCAAGGAAAAAUGCUUUUGCUUUGAUUCAAUCGACUGUUUCAAACUCCUUUUACAUUUUGUGCUUUUGACGUUACACGAGUUUGGAAGCUAAAGAAAGCUUUUGUGGCCAAAAAUGACAAACGUUUAUGUACAGUUGAGUUUAAUAUUGUACACAAUGUAAAGUUCUGCUUUGCUGAAUAUUGUACAUAAAAUUGUAUAAAUUCUAUGUAUUAAAAACGUUACUGAAUAAAAGUGGAAAAUGA
Nothobranchius furzeri (turquoise killifish) is the source of this 5192-nucleotide messenger RNA. It is a transcript of the gene ptpn21, whose product is annotated as protein tyrosine phosphatase non-receptor type 21. Lineage: Eukaryota; Metazoa; Chordata; Actinopteri; Cyprinodontiformes; Nothobranchiidae. Gene Ontology annotation, molecular function: protein tyrosine phosphatase activity. Gene Ontology annotation, biological process: protein dephosphorylation. Gene Ontology annotation, cellular component: cytoskeleton. The record is from RefSeq and is a predicted model, not a curated record.